CAAUCUCAGUCUGAGUCUAAUUAGAGCUGCAGGUGGUGGUGUGAAGCCUCAUCAACACACACACACACACACAGCGUGCUUCGAUAGAAUUCUGGAGUUUAUGCUUCUCAGAAGAACAAGAUUCAGAUCUUCAAAGAAAAAGUGUUUGGGAAAGACCUUCAUUAAAAAAACAAAACAAAAAAAACAGACAGUGAGGACGUGGAGUCCUCAACUUUUCCUCCUCCUCCUCUAUCAUCAUCAUCAGCAUGACAAAGCUCCGGGGGGGAGCGGAGUGGCGCGGCGCGCUCAGCCCGCACAGGGAGUCCGGAGUCCGGCUACAGAUCUCCAGCACGCCGCGGUGCACCGGGACCUCCGAGGCAACUAUGCGCCCGAACUCCGCGGUCAUGGAGGGAGUUUUGGGGCAUCACAGCGGGGCUAUGGGGAGUGUGUUACCACAACUAACCAGCCCCGAGGAGAAACCUCUAGCCGGAUUGAUGGAUGAGUCUCGGGCCGGGUCUCUUGGUGCCCCCCGACUCCCCGCGGAUCAGCACGGCGGAGAAUGGGCGCCGAACGCCGGCAAGAAGAAGAACUAUCAGCGCUACCCGAAACCUCCGUACUCCUACCUGGCUAUGAUCGCCAUGGUGAUCCAGAACUCACCGCAGAAAAAGCUCACUCUCUCCCAGAUUCUGAAAGAGAUCAGUACACUCUUCCCCUUCUUCAAAGGGAACUACAAAGGAUGGAGGGAUUCAGUACGGCACAACCUGUCCUCCUACGACUGCUUCGUCAAGGUGCUGAAGGAUCCUGGGAAGCCUCAGGGGAAGGGGAAUUUCUGGGCAGUGGAGGUGAGCAGAGUCCCUCUGGAGCUGCUGAAAAGGCAGAACACUGCUGUGUCCAGACAAGACGAAACCAUUUUUGCUCAGGAUUUGGCCCCCUACAUCCUUCAAGGCCACACUCCGACUCAGCAAGAGGAGACCCAGCCCGAUGCACCUGUACUGCCCAUCCGCCACCAGUCCCCUGCUCCAGAAGACCUUUAUCGCCCCAAACUGGACUCAUCCUUUGCCAUCGAUUCACUCUUGCACAGCUUUAGACCGGCGGAUACGCUUAGAGGUCGAGGUGAUGGAUGGGGGGCGGGGUCUAAUCAUCACCGCUCGCCACGUCCUCGAUAUUUCUCAUCCAACAGGAGUGCGUCGGCCAGUUCUGCUAGCCCUGCUUCUUCCUCAUCAUCAGAUGAAGACUGGAGAGGGAUUACUCGAUUCGAGGCGAGAAAACGAGGGGCAGACGGAGGACACCUCGGAGCUGACGGAUAUGACGGUUAUUUCCCGCCAGGCAAAAUAGCGAAGCGCGGCAGUUCGGCACCUCCGCCUUGGGAGUUACCGACUUCCUAUGCCAAAUACACGCCCCCAAAUGCUGUAGCUCCACCCAGCAUGCGCUUCAACACGAACCCUUUCAUCCCGCUCGGCUCGGUUCCGUUCUAUGGCCAUCACGUUGCGCCCAACCACUUCGGCGCCCAUUCUUACUGGCCUCUGUUAUCCAGUGGGCGUGUUUCCUUACACGCUCCGCCCUUGCUCAUGGACUUGGACAGCAUGCUGCAGUCAGUUCCGCCCAACAAGAGCGUGUUUGAUUUGCAUACGCCACCAAUCAAUACGGACCUCCGUUUAGCAAGUAUUCCUAACUGUGCUGCUGCCGAAAUAAUGCUGUUAAACGUGGAAAGACACAUUUUCACUCGAGGCGAGAAGGCUGAUUUUAUUUUCGCCACCACUGCCUAUGAUGACUUCAGGAACAUCAUCUAACACAGAUCGACCGGUGAAUGUAACGCAACAAUGUCCAGAAACUUUGCACUGACAGUUUGCACUCGUAUCUUUUUUGUUGCCAUUCUUAGUAUUUUUUUUUUACAAUUAUUUCUUCAGGGAAUUCAUUUUUAAUGUUCACCUAAUUGUAUGAAUGUGUUUUAUGGUGCACUGUUUCAGAAAAGUGUGCCUUGGUGUAAAAAGUACAGGGUAUUUAACUUGCUUAUUCUACCUCAAAGUUGUUGUGUUUUAAACAAAUGCUACUACCUUUAUUUUUUGGACAAUGUUUAAAUGCUACAUGGCUAGCCAGUGUGCUAAAUUCCACACGUGGCUGUAAUGCUACUGUAAACACUGAUGCUAACUGAUUGUCCAGUUAGAGUUUGUCGCAUCAGUCUGAUGGAUGGUGGUAAUCAUGUGGGUUACAGAGGAGUGUGUAAAAGAGUGUAUGAGUGUGUGAGAUACCCACCUAAAUACCCCCCAAAGACACAUACACCAGUGUCUCCCUUCCCCCUUAAGGUUUGAGAGAAUCUCGGUGCCACUGCAUCUGCAUGUUGAUGGCUCGUCGUUAGUCUGCAAUCUCCUGAGCUAUUCAGGGGGAAACUUAUCAAAUGCAGAUAGGGGGGUGUGUGUGUGUGUGUGUGUGUGUGUGUGUGUGUGUGUGUGUGUGUGUGUGUGUGUGUGUGUGUGUGUGUGUCCGUCCUCUAUUGUUAAAGGCUAUUUAAUACCGAAGAGAAGUUUUAUUCCACCAGUCCUCUCUCAAAAGUGUCCUUGAAGUGCAUUGCAGCAUUGUUUGGUUUUUUUUUUUUGGAAGUGUGUUGCAUUCUUUUUUCCCCACCAAAUUGUCCUCUAAGUGACUCCAACUGGAUCGAACUAUUUGUUCACAUAGUUCUGUUCUUUAAUUUCGCCAGGUAUUUUUUUUUCUCCCUCAUUUCUUCGCUAUGUCUCAGCUCUCCAGAUAUAUAUAUUUUAUGUACAAGCAUCUUUCAGAUCAAUGCGUUUUAAACGUUUCCCUGCUGAUUUUUAUUUUAUGUGACUGUGAAGGUAUAAAUGUAUAAAAGCUCUCAUGAUGUCGGGUGAAUCGAACGGCUCAUCGGGAAUUAAACUCUUUGGUCUGUGAAAUGAUCAGCGUAGAAACUGUGACACAAUGACUCGUUGUACUUUUUAAUCCGUUUUUAGCUACAGAGUAAAACUCGCCGAUAACAAACUUCUGUAAAACUAAACGAUCAUUCCCUCACCAGCUUUGCUUUUGUUUUUUUCUUUUUUACUCAUUUUAACAGACCGUUAACAUUGAAACCGUUCUGUAUUAUAAACAAGCAGUACUGGAGACUCCUUCCGUGGAUAUUGCCCUAUAGUUUGUGGCGUGGCCACAGUCAGAGCUGCUGCCGCACUCCAGAACUCCAGAGCACUGCAGCGAGAAAUCAGAUGUCUACAUUUUACCUUUAAAAGUCCGUCAGCCAGGACACGUUUUGGAUGUGUGGUAAUUGGAGACACGUCCUGCCUGAUGGACCACAUUUGCAGGUAUAUGAAGGUGUGAAAGCCGGUGUUUAUACAACAAGUGCUUAGAUCUGUGCCAUCAGAACACUUAAGGCUGAAUAGCGAAUAGUGUUACAUUUAAAAUUGCAUUAGCAUCACUGUAACCGUGGAGACCUUUAAAUAAUGACUUAUCAUCAUGAGAACAUGCACAGUAAAAAACAAUCAUCUCUGUGUAGUGCAUUCAAUCUAAUCUAUGUUUGAGAAUUGAUGCCCCUUCCAAUAAACUACUUGCCUCUAUACUAUUAA
Molecule: messenger RNA, 3545 nt
Organism: Silurus meridionalis
Lineage: Eukaryota; Metazoa; Chordata; Actinopteri; Siluriformes; Siluridae
Gene: foxh1
Product: forkhead box H1
Exons: 4
Coding region: 246-1769 (507 amino acids)
Biological process (GO): regulation of DNA-templated transcription
Molecular function (GO): sequence-specific DNA binding; DNA-binding transcription factor activity
Source: RefSeq, a predicted model, not a curated record